Messenger RNA from Penicillium diatomitis, 3240 nucleotides. RefSeq lists its product as uncharacterized. The record is from RefSeq and is a predicted model, not a curated record. The transcript has a single exon. Lineage: Eukaryota; Fungi; Ascomycota; Eurotiomycetes; Eurotiales; Aspergillaceae. Bases 1 to 3240 code for a protein of 1079 amino acids.
AUGAGAAGGUGCUUGCGCUCCGGCCAGCUUCUGCAAGUUGGUCGUGUACCAUCCCUGCUACAUUCGCCUGUCAUUUCACUUCUGGGUCAUCGAUACAAACACCGCUUCGUCUCGACAGCGGAACGGAGAACGCUUACCGACGAUGAAUACCGGUUUCUCUACUCCUACAAUGGGCCUCCAUCCGUUCCUCUCGACCCGUCACAGAAAUCAGUCCAUGAGAAUUGGAUACCUAUAUUGCAGAAAUGUGCUAUAGUGCGGCCUCCGAAACCUCAAACCCAUACAAUCCAUAUCGAGUCCAAAGAGAAAGUGAAACCGCUCGUCGAGUAUGAAAAGGAACUUCGCAGGUCCCAUGCGCUGAUGGGAUAUUUGUGGUUGGCGAGAACAAACUUCGAACUAGACUUACUGGGAUAUCUUGGUUUUGAACUUCAGCAGUGGUCUGCAGUACACGGAUAUUUGGGUCAACUCGUGGAUGCGUUCGAAACUCUGACUCCAUACAUGGCCUCGAAAAAUGCAUUCGAGGGCUUCGAUUGGAAUGUUAGCGAAUUGUCUCUGGAUGAGCUCACCACCAGAGAUUUUCAAAGGCCUUCUCAAUCAAUGAGGCCCCUUUCACCAACUGACAUUGUACCCCUGGACCUUCUAACUGAACGGCCAAUUGCGCGGGAUUUGGGGGAUCGCUUUCUAGGCGAAGUCCUUCUGAAUCUUGGCCUGAUCGUACUGAGGGCAGCCGACUCGUCCAGACAAGAUUCGAAUUUGGCUAUGUCUCUGACUUUCCGAAUCCUUGCGCGCUUGCACCACCUUGGCUUGAUCUCCGACCGAGUGUACCAAUAUCCGAGAAAUGAUCCAAGUCAGGUAUCGUUCAGACCUCCUGGUCUAAACUUGCUAUCAAGCCAUAUCAUGAGCGUUUUGUCGGAUGCUGCUUGGCUUGAGCAUGAGGCUGCUUUGGCAAUGGCCGCUAAAGAAGCUGGGGAAGAACCCCCUUUCAUUCCUUUCAAAGUGGGCGUUCGUGAGCUCGGUCCAGAGGUGUGGUUUGAGCUCAUUCUUUGGUGUUGUGUUGAGCAUGGAUUUUCGAAGCAAGGUGCCUUGCUUCUCAGAGAAAUGAAACAGCGGACCGGAGACCAGGCUUGGAAGAUUGAGAGUUGGUCACCCCUUAUCCGAGAUCUUGAUGCUGUACAAGAGACCAACAUCAGCGUCGAAUCUCUUUGGCGUCGUCCUGGUGAUCCUUAUCCGCCAAAAUUACCCAAACGCACAGCAAAGCCCCCUUUCCAUGGUCUCGGCAAAAGGACUAUCAGUGCAGAAGUAGUCGCCAAUUUACGCAGUGGCUUGGUUAACAAGGCAUACAAUGGCGUCGGCUUUCAUGGUGCAACUCCAUCCGACAUUCUGCAAGCUUCUGCACCAUUGAACGAGUUGCUUGAACCUACCACUGCCCCGGAUGAUCUUCUACCAACGAACAAGGCCAUGAACUGGCAUCUGAUCAGGGUUCUCGAAUCAGGAUGCUUGCAACCUCACGAGGACCCUACUCUCUUCGAACGCCUGUUGCGGUCCACACAGCAUGUCGUUCCGCCUUGGGCAGGGUAUGGCGGGGCAUCUGAUCAAAAGUUGGGUGAAAUGACAAGGGCGCAACUUUAUGAUGAAACUGCCGCGAUAGCUGGGCUGGUAGAACACAACAUAAAAGCUUACGCUUACAAACGCCAGGCUAGCCGUGCGUUUUAUCAGUAUGCGUGGUUACAAAACAUUGUCGACGCGAGCAAGGCCUAUCACAUCCGAGCGUUUUUUGAACAUCUCAGUCUUUCAACCUCGGAGAAACUCCCAUUUUUCGACUCUCGACGAUUCGAUGCGCACGAGCGUGACACGUCAUCCUUGCCCCAGGUGUCGAAUGUUACAUUGGCAGAACUUCUGGAUCUGGCUGCUGCAAACCGAGCCUACGAUUUUGGCAAUUGGCUACUGUUCAAUGAUGGCAUUGAUGGGCCCGCAAUCCCUUCGUCCGUCUACGGGGAUCAGGUCAUCGCGCCCUCGAUUCUUCGUUUUGCCUCUGCCUCACAAAAUACCACGCUUUGCGAAAAGGUCAUCUCAUCCCUCAGUAUGCCACUUUCGGUCAACAUGCUCAAGGCUUUGGUCAAUUCAUAUAUUGACAUGGAAAAUUGGGAUCGCGCCAUUGUCACAUUGGAGUAUCUUCGUGACUAUAGAUUAAAGUCGUGGGGGUUCAGCAAUCUUACUGCCCUGGCAGCGAAAAUCAUUCGACUAGAUGCUUUUAUCAGUCAUAAAAAGACCAAGGGAGCAUCUGCGGACGAAGCACUUGUCCGAAGCCUGGAACGUGCAAACGAUCUCUUUCUCCGGUUCUAUCGCAUGGAAUUCAACACACCUCCCAGUAGAAAUCGCCGCGUCACUGUGUUUCAACAGAACGUUCUCGUGCGACUCCUCUCCGUUUUCCGAACACUUCCCGGUCAUAUAUCCCAACUCGCCAAACAGGCCGAUCUCAAAGUGCCUCCGCCGAGCCAUUUGAAGCUCAAAUACAUCCCCGCCGUCUCCUUUCACAGUAUUCUGGCUGCCGUGGUGGACACGCACGGUAGUACAUUUGGUUUGAAGAUGUGGUUCAGAUGGUGUAUCCAUCGUCCACCGCCGGACCGUGUUCGUCAGCGUGAGGGUGGUCUUAUUCGCUUACCUGCUCGCAAGGAACUGACGUGGCUUCAAGGUGACCCAACUUUUAGCCCGUCGUGGCUCGAACAUACACAAAAACGAGCCGUCAUACCCAACUACAACACCAUCCGCAUCAUCGCGCACGCCGCAAUGCGUGAAUUCGAAAUGGAACAACAUCCAGAGAAAAUCGAAAGCGACCCGAUACACUCAUCCUUCCCUGUUCCUCAACACCAGGAACUCCCCUUCUUUGCGCGGGGUCGUGUAUACAAACCACUCAUCUCCCGCUUGGAAUUCAACGGCCUCCCUGUCAGUGGCGGCAAACCCCCGGAAACGCCCGCCGAGGCCUCCCUCGACUUUGCAGUAUGGAUGUUCCUUCGAAAGGGCAUGAGUCAGGACCAGAUCGACCAAGAAAUCCCAGGCUACAUAGCCCGGAUGCGGAAUCGCGGGGUCUUUCACAACCCUGACAAGCGAUUACGAGAUCGCAUUUGCGAGAUCCAGCAGGAUCCAUUCAUGAAGUCGGGUCCAUCAUGGAAAGUGAGCCGUUGGAAGCGGCAGCCUGGGAACGGGGACACUACAAAGGAGCUCAAGAAAACCCCGAAUCCUUGA